AUGGGUGUGGAUCGGGACAGUAAAGAUUUCAAAAUAUCGCAAUCCGUUCAGCCCCUAAUGAGAAAUAAUCUCACCUUUCAUUAUGGCAAUUUCGAGGCAAAUUCAGAUGAUCGCAGUACCAUGAGUACCACCAACCAAUCACAUGAAUCCAACCAAAUGAAUAGACCCAAUUUGUCAAACGGAUCCAAUUUAUCAAGUGGAGGUUGUGAAAUGAUCAGAUCUACCGAAUCUAAUGAGCCAAAUCCCAUCAAUAGCUCAGGUCCCCCUAAAUAUGACCCACCAGGGCCUAAAAAACAGGAUAAUACCCCUAAUUCUCCAACAGAAAGGUUAAAUAACACAUCUAAUUGUUCUUUGGGAAAGGUGAAUAAUAUGCCUAAUUCAGUUUUGGAAAGUAAUGCAAAUCACAGUCCUGAUGCAUCAGUUAAUGGCACAUAUAAGCGUAAACUGCGUAUGAGUGAUUUUGAAAUGUGGCGUUACUCGUACCACCUGGUUAAAAAUGGCCACAGCAUUUUGGCACCUGAACCGUCUCAACGAAGCAGAAGUUAUCGAGACUUGAUUUUGCAGGAAAUGAACUGGAUGGCAGUUGAUUAUUACCAAGAACGACGUUGGAAAUCACACAUCGCGAAAGAGCUCUCAAACUCUAUUACCACCAGCAUUAUUGACCGUAAAAGACUUAAAAGAGAUUGGCCUGCUAAAAUUUGCUCAUACAAUAUUGAACAGUUUUGGAUUAACAUUAAACUCAUUACUACAGGUACCAUUAAUUCCAUUAACCACCACAAGUCCGUUAAAAUUAAUGGAGUCAAUGGAAACUCUGAGAGCUCAGUUGGAAAUGGCAACAAUAGGGAAAUAGGAAUAGUAUUAUCGAGUGGCUUGAUGGAUUAUUGUAGUAGAGUAGUGUUAGGAAAGAGCGUAGACUUUCGUAACGAGGACAUAGUUGAAGAUGUUCCGAAAAGACGGACAGAGUUACUAGCACUAACAGUUCCUGUGUACAAAAAUGUAAACACAAAUUCAGUCAACAUUGCUAAGAAAGAAGUUGUUGAUGCAACUGUGAAUCAAAUGUUAGUUUUAGGUGCAGAACUAUACCCGCAGUUACAUAGACCACCAGAUGACGAAAUUGAUGUGUUUACACUUCCAGCACUAAACCCGAAGCACGAAUAUGACUAUAACACUCUACUGCUACUAUUACACUCCUUAAACUCGACAAUGUAUGCCAGUGUCAGAGAUAGCGCAAUGGGACUACCUAAACCAGCAACUACCACUAGUACUACCCCAACAGGUUUGAGUAGUUUAUUACCGAUAAGGCGAAUUCCGAGGGAUGAAAUAGACCCUUUGUCGCUCAGCGUAAAUUACAGAGAUUUCAUAGAUAACGCACCAGUACAGACACCACACCCUCAGAAACUUGUACUAAAGUGGGAAGAACCAACACUUAACGAGUCUGACUUUGAGCUUCUUGAUUCUUGGCUUCUUGAGUCUCGUUGUUGGCCUCUAAUUUCAAUAGCAUUAAAUUUGAGAUCCAGUUCUGGAGGACUUUUGAGACGAGAAUUUAGUCCAAAAGCAUGUAAAGAGGCUUUUUAUAGAAUGUCAAAACCCCCAAGAGGGCUUGUAAACUCGUCCAAAAAAUUACUCUCGCCCAAACAAUCUAAAACUAUACUCAGUUUCAUUAACCCGCCACCUAAAACAUUUAAAUUCAUACCUAUAAUAUCCUCAGACCGUAUGUCGUCCACUAGAAGUGGAUCACCAAUAAGUGAACCCAAUACAUGGGUUGAAAGUGGAAUAAAGAAUAUAUUUGGAGAAGUUUGCAGUUAUAUAAGGGAUAAGAGUUCUCUGUAUACUUAUUCAACCUCAUUAACGAGUAAGAAAGAGUCAUUUUUCUCAAGAUUCAAAUCACCAGAAGCAAAACCUGAUAAGAAACUACUCUUAAAACUUGUUAAUAAGGUUGACGCUAGUGCACAUAAAAAUGAGCUUUUGAUGGUUCCACAUAACGUCAAAGUUGAAGCUUCUUUAUCACUUAACCCUAAUAACCAUAUUUUCCCCCAAGAAUUGCUCAACUUUAUGCUAUCAAAUGUACAAUCGCAACGUGCUAAUAAUGUGGAACAAAGUAAUGAUGUCACGAGUAAGACGAGAUAUUUGUUGUCCGGAAAUGAGAAAUAUGGAGCGAGUCAUAGGUUUAGUUCACUAAAUUCAGCUGUAACACUGGCAACUAGCGUGAGUAGUUAUGAUAACGUGGUUCGCAAUUUCGCAUAUUCAGAGCUUUCAACGAGGAUUAACAAGCAACUCAGGAUCGGAUUUCUGGGGAUCCCAACCAAGAUGUUUCUAUAUUCUCUAUUCUACUGUGGUAGAAUUAAACCUGACUACAGGGUUCGAAGAGUUGCUCUGUCGAUUGCAACUCUGGGCAAGUUCAUCCCUCCACCUCACUUAUUAUAUGGGAAAAUGUUCGACCCUGACAUUAACCUGAUACUUACAAAGUCAAGACCCACUAGCUAUGAAAAGCAAAGAUCAAAGUCAGUUGAAAACCAGGAAACCUUUACCUCAGAACUUGUUCAAAAUUAUUCCAAGGAAAUUUAUCUGUCAACUAACACAAAACCAGAUGAAAAUAACGUCCCAUCCCUGCUGGCAUCUUUUACCCAGGUUUCACUAUCUAAAGGUAAGGUGUGUAACCAGAGCUCGUUUUCGCCCAAAAAAAUCGUUAGAAAACCAACCGAGUAUAUCGGUCUCGGAAACGCCAGCAAUGCAAGCUCAACUCCAACUGAGCGCAAGAGGCACGUCGGCUCAAUGGAUACCACUCCCAGACACAAGGCCCGACAAAUCGCAGAAAUUCAAUCAACCUCAGAACCAACCUCCAUCUACAGGACUAGGCAAGACAUCAUGAUAAGGAGACAAAUGCCUCAACCUCAUAUGCAACACUACCAUCCAUAUUCAGUACCCAUGGUGUAUCCUAUGAACUCAGCUAACUCAAUGCAAAACAUGAACAUGAACAAUAUGGGUAAUAUGGGUAAUAUGAACAAUAUGGGUAAUAUGAAUAAUAUGAACACAAUGGGUGGAAUGAGCAUGAUGGGAGGACAUCAUAUGAAUUCUCAAAUGGAACAACCAAUGAAUAUGAACUCAAUGCCGAAUAUGAACUCUAUGACAAACAUGGGAUCGAUGGGAAAUAUGAACCCAAUGGGAAAUAUGAACCACAAAAUGUACAACUUGCAAAACACGCAAAUGCAACACUUUCAAGAAGAUAAUUAUCACUUUAGAUUUGAUCAAAGACCUAAUAGCCACCCCUAA
Molecule: messenger RNA, 3270 nt
Organism: Theileria annulata
Lineage: Eukaryota; Apicomplexa; Aconoidasida; Piroplasmida; Theileriidae
Exons: 2
Coding region: 1-3270 (1089 amino acids)
Source: RefSeq, a predicted model, not a curated record